Periconia digitata is the source of this 1161-nucleotide messenger RNA. The record is from the annotation of a GenBank genome assembly. NCBI's taxonomy places the organism in Eukaryota, Fungi, Ascomycota, Dothideomycetes, Pleosporales, Periconiaceae.
UCUUCGCCGCUGCAUUGCAGAUCGCGACGCGCUGCCAUGGGCCGUGGCAUGUGUACAGCAGAGCUCAACACCACAACACUUGGGUAGAUUGUACGUCAAAGUCCCAGGGCCACAUGAGACCGGAGCCGAGGGCCGGUAAUAAACCAGGAAGCAAGGCAACGCGACUCCCAUCGCGAUGGAGUCCCAUCUGCGACUGCGAAUUCCCGGGUCGCUGAGCUCGGAGACUUGUUUGAUACAGAUGUUGCAGAUCUAUUGCCCCAUGCAUGCUGGAAACCAGGCUCAUGCAUUGGAAAACACCUUUUACCCCAUCACGACCCGGCUUUGUUCUCGCGGGUAAAGUGCGCAUCAGCCAAUGCCAGCACCGCCGCCAAGAUCUGAUCGAUCUUUAAUAUCCUGGGCAUGCGCUUGAUAUAUUCAUUCGGUGCAGCCAGCAGCCCCUGGCGGCUUCACGCCGUUGCCCGUGUGCGGGUACUGUUCAUCAACCUCCUGGUACAACUUGUUGCCAAUCCAAUCGUGCAUGGCGUCAUGGCACCGAAGGUGUUUUGUCCAUGUGUUCUGUGUAUACGCCCAGAGAGAGACGGAGCGCGAGCUUUAGUAAACCAUCUUGUCUGCACUUUCGCGAGAAAUCGACUGUUGGAUACAUCAUGUCUUUACGAGAGUACUGUCAGCCCACAUCAUAUUCUCCCAAUUCUUUCUAUCAGCGAGGACCAUUCCCGGACCAGAACUUUGCGGCUUGUUUGCUCUAUCUCAGACUGUACUUGUGUGUCAUCCCGGGAAACGGCAAGAUAUUCACUCGUUGUAUAUUGGUCACAAUAUGAAAUCUUCUGCUGGCUUUGCAACAUAGCUACUUCUAUCGGAGACUUGAUAUCCAAGCACUUCAAUCACUGGUUUCUACUCACCUGGGUUUCGAUUGGAGUUUUACUCGUAUUACAGACCUUGGCUCUAUUGAAAACCGCCGCCAUGUAUCAUCUAAACAUAUAUUAGCCCUGAAGCAAUAUAUCGCAGCUUCAUACAUGUAAUCAUUGUUGCGGAGCAGGCCACACACGAGUCCAACCGUGGAUUCUCUCACGCGCAAUCGGGCAUAUGUUUGCCGCGAACUCACCACAUAUAUCGAUCCCAAAACCGUGCCGCUUACACCCAGAAUAGCCAUAUAGCAUGCCC